Messenger RNA from Cheilinus undulatus (humphead wrasse), 1814 nucleotides. RefSeq names its product secretory carrier-associated membrane protein 5-like. The transcript has 7 exons. Gene Ontology annotation, cellular component: trans-Golgi network membrane; recycling endosome membrane. The coding region runs from base 189 to 872 and encodes 227 amino acids. The record is from RefSeq and is a predicted model, not a curated record. Gene Ontology annotation, biological process: protein transport. NCBI's taxonomy places the organism in Eukaryota, Metazoa, Chordata, Actinopteri, Labriformes, Labridae.
AAAAUAUUAAAAUAGUCUGAUAGUUUAGCAUAGAAAACAUCAGCCUUUUAAGUGUUUGCUUCGUUUAACACGCUGUGGCAUUUUUAUUAGAGACUGUGGACUUCAUAGAGACACGGCUGCUCUCUGGAGGAGGCUGAAGAGACUGAGAAAGGUGUACAUCUCAACAGCUAGCUGUACACUCUUUCCACAUGGCAGAGCCAAACUUUCCUCCGAUACCUGGAUUCAUCCCUCUGAAGCCUUGCUUCUACCAGGACUUUGAGGAGAUUCCUGAACAGCAUCGCAGCAUGUGCAAGAAAAUGUACCACCUUUGGAUAUUGAAUAGUGCUACUCUAGCUGUGAAUCUCAUUGGCUGCUUUGCGUGGAUGUUUGGUGGGGGAGGUGUCACCAACUUUGGGCUGGCUAUCAUCUGGCUGCUCAUGUUUACUCCCUGCUCCUAUGUGUGUUGGUUCAGAGCCAUCUACAAGGCCUUCAAGACGGACAGCUCUUUCAACUUCAUGCUGUUCUUUUUUGUAUUUAUGGCCCAAGUUGGCAUCAGCAUCAUCCAAAGUAUUGGCAUCCCUGGCUGGGGAGUGUGUGGUUGGCUGGCUACCAUCUCUUUCUUCAGCUAUAAUAUUCUGAUCGCUCUCAUCAUGUUGGUACCAACCAUCAUGUUCACUGCAGUGGCCUCACUGUCGUUCAUCGCUCUCACCAGGAUUCAUAAUUAUUAUCGUGGCAGUGAGGCCAGCAUGUCCAAAGCUCAGGAGGAGUGGACCACAGGAGCCUGGAAGAAUCCGCAUGUCCAGGCAGCGGCCCAGCAGGCAGCCAUGGGUGCAGCAGCAGGAGCCAUGCAGGACCAGUACUCCAGCCCACAGUACAACGAUAACCAGAUGUAGCCUCUGCAACACAGAGGUGUCAAAGAAAACAAUGGGACAGCAAUGCCAAAGUUUGAGCAACAGGGUUAGGAAGGUUUGACCUCUUCCCAUAAAAUUACUCAUCCAGCAAAAUUAUCAAGAGUUUCUAUAUAUGGCCCACUUAGAACACUUUCAGUUCUUACAAUUUGUCCUGUCACUGAUUCAGCAAGAGCAGUGAUUUCAAAGGAUUUCAUCAUCAUCUUAGAGCUGUGAUCAUCUGUGGGAAACUGGUUUUUGCCUUCGUGUUUUAAAGGGCAGGAUAUUUAUAGUACUUUUUAUCAUUUCAUACAUUUUUUGUCGAUAUGGGAGUUUGAAAUUAAACUAGUAGUGAAUGUGUCUCACUGUAGUAGAGAGCUCUGUGUGUACUUUUUGUGCUGACAUGUGGUUUUAGCUAUUUUUAAUAAAGUAUAAACAAAGUAAAACUGUUUUUUUAAUAUAACAUAGAAUUAAUGUAAAAAUUAGAAAAGCACUUUUAGGUAGAGGAUGUAACUUUUGGGGUGUCAUAAAUUCAAAGGUUUACCAAAGAUAGAAGUUCAGCUACUUUCAUCAAAGCUUUAUCAUAUUUCUAUGCAGUUUAUUAGCAAUAAGUGUGAACUGAAAGGUUUUAUAAUGUAGGGAUGUGUGUGUUUGUAACAGUUGGAAACAGUAUUAUAGAAAAACUAAGGCUCAAUUUGAAAAGGAAACUGUGAAACUAUGAAAAGACUUGACAUUUUUUCCAUGCACUGACAUCAGGUUUUAACCACAAAAAAAGAAGUUUUGUUUGGCAGAUUCAGCCAAAACAAGUGACAUGUUUGACCAAUGUAUUGUAAUCAUCUAUAGUUUCAUAGAAAUAUGAUUGUACUAAAUCUCCAUCAUUUUUCCUUUUAUAAAUGGAUGUGUCAAAUGCAGCUUCUUCAUGCAGUAUUGCUUUUUGACCACUGAGAG